Messenger RNA from [Torrubiella] hemipterigena, 6459 nucleotides. The record is from the annotation of a GenBank genome assembly. NCBI's taxonomy places the organism in Eukaryota, Fungi, Ascomycota, Sordariomycetes, Hypocreales, Clavicipitaceae.
CGACUCCGAGCCCCCGAGCUGCAUCCACCAAGGAAAAAAAAAAUUAAAGCGUUACUCCACACGUACUGGUCUUUCUGUUACCCACUAUGGGGACAGCCUCGCAGUCAAACAACAGCCCGAGCCAUGGUGGUCCGAAUAAGGCUCUAGGGCGUCUUUUAGCGGGGGAAGCCGCGUCUGUCGUGACGCAGUGAGCGACGACAACCUUACCAUUUGUGGGCAAGCUCAACGCCACAAAAAGCUUAGGAGUCAUCGCGCCGAAAGGAUAAGUACAGACGGUAGUCCCCGUAGGCUGGGGAUGUUGGCGACCAGGAGGAAAUAAACAGACAAUAACUGCAAAUCCUGCUGUGAUUCGCUUUAUCUGCUGACUGCAAUAUGAAUACGUCAACGAUGCAGGUGCCUUCGCAGCACCGCCGGUCAAUGUUCGACCAUAACAACGCCCUCUUCGAUUUCAAUCCUCAAUUUGAACAGGUCUUCCUGUCAAUCCUCCCAUCCGCGAUAUUCAUUGUGCUUGCUGCUUGGUCAACAUGGGCACAAUUUCGCAAGCCUACUGUCUUGCACGCUCCGGUGUCCAAGUACAUGAAAUUUGCUCCCCUUGUGCUACACGCUGGUUUAGAACUGGUUCUCCUUGUUUUGAGUUCUACUGGAUUCACCGUUGAGACAACCAGCACCCUAGUGGCAUCGUCUGCACUCAAAUUCGUUGCCUCGCUCUUGAUGAUUUCAGUCAGCCUGAUAGACCACUCCAAGAGUGUCCGUCCUUCUCUACUUCUCCCAGGAUAUCUUGCGCUACUCGUGCUAUUUGAUGCUGUUCAGACCCGUACUAGCUUCUUAACUGACCAGCAAGACAACGCCAUCGCUUAUAGCGGGGUGUUUACAGCGUCAUUGGGACUCAAAUUGGUCAUCCUAUUCCUCGAAAGCCAGUCGAAAUCCGGCUUCUUUUCUUGGGACGUCAAGGAACAUAGCCCUGAAGAAACUAGCAGUAUCUUCUCCCUCGGCGUUUUCUUUUGGCUCAACAACCUCUUUCUGACAGGCUACAAGAAGAUUCUUGCAAUCAAGGAUCUUUAUCCCCUUGAUAGCGCACUAGAAAGCAGACGCAUGCAACAAAAGCUCGAGCUUAAACUGGAUUACAACAGACUUAACGGUGAUAAGUUUGGUCUCGUGAAAGCCUUGGUUCGCACUUUCAAGGCCAAUCUCCUCAUGCCCGUAAUCCCACGACUUGCACUUCUCGGCUUCACCUUCUGCCAACCUCUCUUCGUUGAAGAACUUCUCAAACAUUUGGCACAAAAGCAUAUUGAUGACAAUACUGGCUAUGGCUUCAUUGGUGCUUCAGUCCUUAUUUACGCAGGCAUCAGUCUUUCCACCUCUCUCUGCUGGUACUUGCAUCGAAGAACUUUGACAAUGAUCCGUGGAGCGCUUGUGGUGGAAAUAUACAAAAAGACUUUGACCAUCAAGGGCGAUAACAGCAAUGAGAGUUCUGCAGUGACCCUCAUGAGUAGCGACAUGGAACGCAUCAACAAUGGACUCCUUUCUCUCCAUGACUUCUGGGCCUGCAUCAUCCAGGUCGCCAUUUCAUCAUGGAUGCUCUACAGACUACUCGGCCUUGUCUUCUUGGCUUCUAUCGGAAUGUGUAUCGCCUGCUUUGCUGGAUUAAUGAUCCUCAUGAGGUACACUGGCGGUUCGCAAAGAACAUGGAUGGCCAAGGUACAGAGCCGUGUUGGGUUGACAGCCACUGUCAUAUCAAACAUGAAAAAUUUGAAAAUGUCAGGGCUCUCAUCCACCAUUUACGACCAUGUGCAACGAUUUCGCGUGGAUGAACUUGCGGCUGGUAUCAACUUCCGUACCAUCAGUAUUCUAGCUGCACUUCUCGGCUUCACUCCCAUGUUUAUCGGACCGCCACUGACAUUUGCAUUGGCAGAGCGAGACCUAGAUGCGUCAAAGAUCUUCACAAGUCUUUCUCUUAUGCUCCUCUUAGCCAUGCCCCUAUCCCAAAUCUUCCAGUUUACCCCACAGCUCAUGUCUGCGGUCGCGUGUUUGGGAAGAAUCCAGGCUUAUCUCGAGAGGGAAGACCGUCUAGAUUACCGCCAAGUUGCAUCUGCACCAGACUCAGCGGAUAACAAGAGCGAAAAGACUUCAGGAGAUCUAUCAGACUCACAACCACGCGAAUCCAACGUUUUAACGAUCCGAGAUGGAGCGUUCGGCUGGGAGGCAGGCAAGAUGGUUUUGCAAAACAUCAAUAUGCAAGUACCAAAUGCAUCGCUCACCAUUGUGGUAGGGCCCGUAGGUUCCGGCAAGUCUACUCUAUGCAGAUCGUUGUUGGGUGAAGUGUCGUACAACGAGGGCACGGUGAUGCUUGCAAAGCCUACUUCGCAUGUCGGCUUCUGUGACCAGACUGCUUUCCUAUUCAACGGCACUAUCCGAGAAAAUAUUAUUGGUUUCUCAGCAUUUGAUUCAGAGAGAUACGCCAGCGUUAUUCACGCAACAGCGCUUUCCUUCGACUUGACCACGCUUCCAGAUGGAGACAAGACAAACAUCGGAUCCGACGGUAUUACUCUCUCCGGAGGACAGAAGCAGCGCGUUUCUCUCGCAAGAGCCCUCUACUUGGAUGCCGAUUUGCUAGUCCUAGAUGACGUGUUCAGUGGCCUCGAUGCUGAUACAGAAGAGCAAGUCUUCUCGCGCACCUUUGGUGAAGAUGGUCUUCUUCGUCAACGCGGAACUUCAGUUGUUCUCUGUACGCAUAGCUUCAAGCAUCUCGUUUUCGCGGACCAGAUUAUUGCUCUCGGAGACGGUACCAUUGCUGAACAGGGCCAAUUUUCUGAGCUUAUCGAGAAAGGUGGAUAUGUUUCUGGACUGGGCCUCAAAUUGAAAGAUCGCAGCCCCUCGCCUGGUCAGAGUGAGGAUGGCAGCCAUGACUCAAAUAUGUUGUUUGCUCCUCACACGAGAGAAGUUGAUUUACCUGACAGCCAAGAGAACGAAGCCAAGAGACAAGUGGGAGAUAUGACCAUUUACAAAAGAUACUUUAAGAGUAUGGGUGCUUUAACCGCUUCCAGCUGUCUCAUCUUUGCCGCUCUUUGGGGCUUUUUUGUAAACUUCCCAACUAUUUGGUUGAAAUACUGGACCGAGGACAACGCUUCACGGUCCCCGUCUCACAGCUUCGCCUACUAUGCCGGUAUAUAUGCACUGCUUCAGAUCUGCGCUUUAGUGUCGCUUCUUUUACUGGCUAUUGCUAUUUUCAUCGUUGCUAUAAAGCGAACUGGCUCCAGCAUUCACAGCAACGCACUGAAGACUGUUAUUCACGCCCCCCUAAGCUUUUUCACCUCAACAGACACCGGUGCUGUCACAAACUUGUUCUCGCAAGAUUUGAAUCUCAUUGAUACGGAGCUCCCCAACUCUUUCCUGAACACUAUUUCAGCAGUAUUCGAGGUCCUGGGACAAGCAGCCGUCAUGCUAACCGCAUCGCCAUAUCUGGGAAUCACAUACCCUUUUCUCGCAGCAUUUCUAUAUCUGGUUCAAAUGUUCUAUCUGCGAACUUCAAGACAACUCCGACUUCUCGACCUAGAAGCAAAGAGCCCUCUUUACUCGCAUUUCCUCGAUAGCAUCAAGGGUAUCGCCACCUUGCGAGCAUUUGGCUUCCUUUCUGAUGAAAUGGACAAAAGCAUUGGCUUGCUCAACCUGAGUCAGCGUCCAGCCUAUCUUCUGAUGAUGACGCAGCAAUGGCUUAACCUUGUCCUGGAUCUACUCGUAAUGGUUCUAGUUGGUAUCCUGACGACUCUAGCUGUUCGCGUACACUCUGACGCUGCCUUCACCGGAGCUUCACUGGUGACCUUGAUGUCUUUUGGACAAACUUUGGGUGGCAUCGUCAUCUUCUAUACCCGUUUGGAGACUUCUAUCGGCGCCAUCGCGAGACUUAAAUCGUUCAGUGAGACUGUCCAGCCAGAGGAUCAGCCCCACGAGGACAACGUUCCCCCCACACAGUGGCCUCAACAAGGCGUUAUAACGUUCAAAGGAGCCUCUGCUAGUUACGAACAAGUUGAAAAUGAAAAGCAGGCGAAGUUGGCUCUUAACAAUAUCGACUUAACAAUUGCGUCUGGUGAGAAGAUCGCCAUUUGUGGGCGUACUGGUAGUGGCAAGUCAAGUCUCAUUGCCCUCAUCCUGAAGCUGCUCGACCCUCUCCAGAGUUCAAGAGAAGCUACGACAAUCGAUGGGCUGCCUCUGGAUCGCAUUGAGCGAUCGGCUCUUCGACAGCGCAUCUUGGCAGUGCCACAGGAGGCAGUUUUCAUUCCCGGUGUUAGCUUCCAAACCAACUUGGAUCCUUUCGGUGUCGCCACUGCCAGCGAAUGCGAAACUGUCUUGAAAGCCAUCGGGCUCUGGGACUUUGUUACGGAGCGCGGCGGUCUCUCGUCAGACAUGACUCCUUCCACAUUGAGCGCAGGACAGAAGCAGCUGAUAUCCCUUGGCCGUGUUAUGCUCCGCCGCAAAGUUAGGUCUCGAGAAAUGGCUGCUGAGUCUUUGACCGAAGGCGGCAUUCUUCUGCUUGAUGAGGUCAGUUCCAGUGUGGACCGACACACCGAGACCUUGAUGCAAGAAAUCAUCAGAACCGACUUUAAGGGAUACACAGUCGUAUCUGUCAGUCAUAGACUAGACAUGAUUAUGGAUUUCGAUAGAGUUGUCGUCAUGGACAAGGGUAGCAUCGUCGAAGUUGGCAACCCUCUUGCAUUGGCAGCCCAGGACGACAGUAGAUUUGGAGAUCUUGUUAGAGCUGCUUCAUCGUAGAGAAAAGCAUUUAGAAUUUGCUAGAAAGUAAAUAAUACAUUGCCAAUUACAUGAAAACUUUUGAUUACUGUUCUAAAAGUCGGGGACUUGCGUUCCCAUGUUCUUCUCUCUAGCCACCUUGACGAGAUGCAUGCCGACCACCAGAUCCAUCAGUCCGAGACCGACACUCUUGUAGAUAACGUUACCGUCGCGCAGCCAGCGACACAGUGUAUCCUCAUGUGACUUUUUAUCACUUUGUUCCGAUGAUGUGUGUGAGCUAGAGCGGAAAGGUAGGUGGAAGCUAGACUUGUGCCCUGAAGAGGUGUGGGAGCCUGACGGACUGGACGGGCGAGACGGGUGGCCGGAGCUUCCGUAGACACUGGACAUGGAAGAAGCACCGUCCUUGAUUGAAAGCUGCUCGGACUCGGACUCUGCAAUCGACUCUGUUUCGGAUUCCUCAAUCGCAAGGCGACGAAGCAUUACAAGUUCGCCCAAUCUAUACAGCGCAUUAGUAGACCGUCACAGCUCACGCCUCUCAUAACACUUACUCAACAAGACUUGUAGCAGGGAUCUUGGCAGUAAUAAUCUCACCAGCCUCUUGUAAUACACCUUCCAGUGUAUCAACAAUGAUGGCACCACCUUCUUCAGCAUGCUUGUGGAAAUGGCGAUGGCUUUUGUCAUGGCGCUUGACUGCCUGCAGAAGAAGACCCUCUGGAAGCUCUCGCAUCUCUGGUGUGAAGCUACCAACUGCCACAAUAAGACGGCCCUUCUUUCUACCCUCGGUGUUUGUCAGAAUAGACCCGUCAAAGAGAUCCUGUCUAGACGGCGUGCAGCAGUAAAUCACAUCCGACGCACGGAGGUGUUCCUUCAACAAGCGGUCGUACUCGUGAAACGACGGUGUCAGGAUGGCAAACUUAGUGCCGAACCAGCCUUCGCGUUUCUUGACGUCCGCAGGGAUGAUUGUAAACUUCUUCAUAAUCUCACCAGCGCUGUCCGAGAAGCGGUGGUUGAUAAUAUGGACGUUCUUAAUGGAACUGCCGCGCAUCAUCAGGGCAAGGCGCACAUGCCAGUACGCCUGCAUACCACUGCCGAAUACAGUGAUUGUCUUGACAUGGUUUCUUCUCGACAGUAAACAGGCCGAGCCGAGAGCCGUGCGGAACGCCGUCAAGGUGCUUGCGUGGACGAGGCCAAGAGGCGAGCCAUCUGGUGAAAAGAGGUUGACGACGCCAGUGGGGCUGAUUGGUUUGACUGAGGGAUCCUGGGUAUCUUUGGAUGUCGUUAGAGAAACAACUGUUUGCAGAAUGUUAGUUCUGUAUCUAUAGCGCGCAUGUACGCUACAUCUUGCCUUUGCAUCCCAUGCCGUCGGGGCCACAAGAUGGCAUGUAGAGAGUCGUAGCCUUGGUGCCUGGAUGGCAAGUAGUUAUUCGAUGAGGCUGCUGGAAUGCGCCAUCUUGGUCAGCCUGCGCAUUUGUCGAGAAUUCGUGAAGGCCAGAGGCGAGAACGUGGCGGAACUCUUCGAGCUCGUCGAGGUUGAGCGUCUCCAAGAUGUCGGCCACCUGCGUGUCGGAGAGCACAGUGAGCGUCAUGAUGUCGGGUUUUUAUUCGAGUUGUUUCGUCGGAUGCAGCCUUUUGCCAAUAAGAAAGAGGUUGAAACUGGCAAGUCAGCGCAUUGCCCGCACAUCGGAGGCUGCUCUCCGGUGCGGUGCGGGUGGA